Molecule: messenger RNA, 1512 nt
Organism: Phanerochaete carnosa HHB-10118-sp
Lineage: Eukaryota; Fungi; Basidiomycota; Agaricomycetes; Polyporales; Phanerochaetaceae
Exons: 2
Coding region: 1-888 (295 amino acids)
Source: RefSeq, a predicted model, not a curated record
AUGCUGCCCGGUGGGAGAGUCACUGCCAGUCCCAACCUCGACCGCCAGCCGCCGACGCAGUGCAAUUCGUUCUCCUACGACAAGCGCAUCGCGUCCCCCAGCUUCUGCUCCUGGGGUCUAGGCAACUUCGGUAUAGACGCCGCUUCGCGGAUGAGGCAGUUCGUCGAGCCCGCGGCUGGCAUGCAUACAUCGAAGGGCGGCCAACUAUGCUUCCUCUUCUCCGUCCUCCCCUCGACAAGCGCAUCUCUGAGCACGAGGCGCGGAGAGGAGAUCUUCGACUCGAUGCGGACACUCGUCCUCCACCUCCAGGACGAUCACUACCGGAUGCGCGCCACGAGCCGCCCUAGGAAGUCCCGCAAGAGCUCUCCCUCCGCUACACAAGACGAUGACGACGACGGUGACGACGACGGCAUACGCGCCUCCUCCACGCCCGAAUCUGACGUCGUGGAUAAGACGUUGGGCUACCUUUUUAUGCCAGAUUUUCGACAUCUCAACCCUUUUUCGGCCGCCUCGUCGCUAGACGGCCAAGGCCGGCGUGACGUCUUCAAUUUCACCUCGUACUCAUCCGGCGAUCACAUUAAGAACACCGACACUAGGCCCGUCGACGAGCCAAGGUUGGUUCCGUACCAUGUCCUAACCUUCAGCCUCGUCUCGACUUUGACGCCGUUCGUAACUGCAAAUACUACUCAGCCGACGUGGGUCGCGUUUGGAGCGAGCCCUAACGGCCAUGUGUUGUAUCCUUCAUCAGCGUACUUGCCCGCGUACUCUAGCGAGGGCUAUCACGGCUUCGAUGAUGCUCAUAGCCUUGUCGCACAGCAACAUUGCACCGCCAGCCAGCCACGCACGCUCGAUGAUUGUCUAGCGCAAGCUGGCAGAGCCGCCGAGUAAGCGACCUUGGCUUCGCCUUAGGCUCAACUCUGGCAUGGAACACCGGGCUACGACUUGGCAUCCCAGUCGGUUUCUUACGCGGCUUAUUCUGCUGAUUCGGCGGAGACGUGGGCAGCGAGCAUGGACGCAGACGACCUAAAAGCGAUCAGCAGGCGAUCCAAGGAGAGGUGGGCGAUUAAGAGAGGCGAGGUAUAGCAGACGUCGCAAUAAUGAUCCCAGCUCCCUUUUUCGUGUGUAUAUUUGCCGCUUAUAAUGUUUAUUAUUAAUUGUAUUUGUUGUGCUUUUAUUCUACCUUGUGUACGGUGUUGUAUAGAAACACUAGUAGUUCGACCUGUAGAUUACGAAUGGUGCCAUGUGCAAAAUAAAGACGCCUGUUUAGAUAGCCAGAGGACGACCGCAUCGAUGGACUCCUCUUCUAUAAGUUUCCUGCCAGUGUUACUUCUCUCCUGCGGGGAACGUAAUGAGAAGGGCUGGUGAAAGAGUGGGGGUUCCUACUAGUGAUUUGCGGACCCGGCUUGGGCUCAAAGCCCGGGCUUGGGCUUGUGGCAACGUCGAGCCGAGCCCUGAGCCCGAGCCGAGCCUGAGCCCAGCCCAAGCCGCAGGCUUGCUCACAAUACAACGAGU